AUGAACAUAAAGGAGGGUAGCAUCUUCGUAUGGGACCAAGCCACGUUCGACCUGCUCCUAAAAUCGAACCUUUUUAAUUACAUCCAUGUGAGGUUGAGUCACGACAAGGAGAAACAUAAACAUUUGCUACAAAUGGACCUAGUGGAAAAUAAAAAAUUUUCAUUUGUCCCAUCCAUAUCGAAGAGCUUUAACUCUCUCUUUGAUUUUUGCAUGAACGUUACUUUUGGUUACCUGCACAGCAUUAACUAUGGGGACAAGCUCAGGUUGAAAUUUUUUAAAAAUCUGAGUUACAAAAAUAACAAGCAUGACUACGAUAUGGUCUUCGUGAACGACACUGUGGAGUUGGAGAAGCUACGGAGCAACUCACCUGCGUAUUUCAUUUGGGGGGUCAACGUCAGCCAAGCUUUCAAGAAGGAGCUAGACAGCUCAGCCCUGAGUGAGUGCGUAAAUAUUAUGAACAGGCAAGGUGAAAAUGGGGAAAAAAAAGGGAGCAUAAAUGUGCAGGGAGGUUUUAACCAUCCGGGGAAGUGCCCCUCGGGGAAGCGGGAGUUGCUCCCCAGCGGGUCCUCCCCGCAGCGGAAGAACAUCUACAGCUACCUGAACAGAGGGAAGGUCUUCCUUUUUGCUAUCAGGAAAAUACGCAACACCGUUUUGGAGAUCAAAGUGAAAGCGAAAAAGGAGCUUUUUCACAAUUUCCUAUACUUCUUGAAGGAGAAAAAAUAUCAUUCAGAGGGACCUACCCACUCAGGAAGGCUCUUUCCCUCCCGAUUCCUCUCCUUUUGGAGAAGCCCAAACGACAGUGAGGUGUUAUCCAACCAACUGUACAAUAUAUACAGAUCCAAACUGAAGCUGUCUAGCUGUUUAAACGCCUACUCCUCCAGCUGGUUUGAAAAAUCAAAAUUUAUGAAAUCUUUUUUCAACGUAAAGAAUAAAAUGGAUUUGGUUUUCUACUUCAAUACGGAUAGGAGGUUUGACCCGACGGGGGAGGGAAAUUCCUCCGUGGGGGGAACGGAUGGGAGUAAAGCCGAUCUGAAGACAACCAUGCUGUCUUUUUUUAAGCAAGCUAAUAGGAAGAGGGGGGGAGGCUUCCUCUCCUUGGACCAAAUAAAAAACGUGUACUUAAACUACACCUUUUCCUUCCAAAAGAAUUACAGAGUAAAUAUGUUUGACUUUUUUUGUAAGCUCAAACGGGUGUUGACCUACCGGGGGGGGAGUUCGAGAGGAGCAGCAAAACCUCUCGCCACUGGGGAAGAGGCCCCUCUCGUCCUGGUCCCCCUAUACAAAUGCAAACUAAUCAUGAACCAAGUUCACCUUUUACUAAACGUGGCUUUUUUUUUCAAAAGGGGAUUAUGGGAUUUACGGCAGGGUUAUAACUGCCUCUCCAGUUGGGGCUGGGGAGGAGGUGAGAGGAAUGGGAAGGGUCCAUGGUCGUACUGCUACCACCAAGUGAAAGGACUGUUCCGUGGGAAUAGGGCACGGACUGGGAAGAGGGAUGGCCCCAAUUUUGAUGAAGACUUAACGCGGAUCACCCUCCCGAGUGGAGACACAACGACGGGGAGUAGCCCCCCCAACAGCACGACGUAUAACGUAUGCAAUGUCAACCUGAACGACGCGCAGAAGGAGCAAGAAAGCAAGAUCAACCUCACGAUGAAUUACAAACUGAUAUUGCCCGUACUGUUUGAGAAUUACUUUCUUAACCUGAUGGACUUGAGGCUCUACCUCUUCCUCAACUGCAGCCUGUUUGGCAUAGGGGGUAGUAGCGGUAGUAGCAGCACUAGCAGUAGUGAUAGUGGCGGGGGUACUCCCCGCGGGGGCAAGCCGCCUAACGCCAUGAGCGAGGACAGCCGAAAGAGCGCCUUGUACAACUACCUCAAGUUGUCCUUUCUCAAAAACAAGAGGAAGAUGCACCACUCGGCGUUCGGCUUGGGGCUGCUUCUGUCAAACAUCAACAUUUUUUUUAACUUCCAGAUUGGCCGCCACUCUCUGCUGCCCUCGCUCGUUUUGCAGCUCGACGAAGGGACCUCCCGCUUCGGGUACCUCUCUACCAACCCUAGUGGAAAUUUGGAUGAGACAUACAUCAGGCAGGUCCUGAGCAUCCCUAAGGAGGACUUCCAAAAUGAAGAUAUCAUAAUAAAGCAAACAGUAGACAAAGGGACAGAAGAAAUGAUAAACCAACUGCUGGAACAUCUCAAUGUAGAAUACCAGAUGAGGUACUAUUACCUCUUUCUAAAUUAUUACCUGACCAUGCAAACUUUGUUCAUGUCCCCCUUAAUUGACUUAACCUCGGAGGAGUUAAAAAAAAUUGUAAAUAAAAUUGUGCACAUUAAAAGAAUGACCUAUCCACCUGUUACUAUAUACGACGUACUUUCCUUUCAAUACAGCAGUAUUGCAUUUUUUAAAUCUUCUCACGACAACUUGGCUUCUCCAGUAAAGAAGGUAAAACUUGUGGGGGAGACCAUCGAACGUGGAGGAAUACCCACUACGUUUUCGAAGAAAGUAAUCAUGAAAGAUGUGAUCAGUGCGAACAUCUCUCUCAAGGAGAAGUACAACAAGGUGAAGCGUCACAACGAGGGGAACUUCGGGGGGAGGUACAAGGCUCGCAAUUAUUACGACUCCUCCAGGAGGUAG
Molecule: messenger RNA, 2628 nt
Organism: Plasmodium cynomolgi strain B
Lineage: Eukaryota; Apicomplexa; Aconoidasida; Haemosporida; Plasmodiidae
Exons: 2
Coding region: 1-2628 (875 amino acids)
Source: RefSeq, a predicted model, not a curated record